Petromyzon marinus (sea lamprey) is the source of this 3125-nucleotide messenger RNA. It is a transcript of the gene CAPRIN1, whose product is annotated as cell cycle associated protein 1. NCBI's taxonomy places the organism in Eukaryota, Metazoa, Chordata, Hyperoartia, Petromyzontiformes, Petromyzontidae. The record is from RefSeq and is a predicted model, not a curated record. Gene Ontology annotation, cellular component: cytoplasm. Gene Ontology annotation, molecular function: RNA binding.
CGGCGCCCUCUCUCCCUCCCUCCCCCCCUCUUCUUCCUCGUUCACUUCAAGUCGCUCGUCGCUUUUCUUGUCGCUUUGCUUUAAAAAAAAAUUCGGAUAAAAAACACAAACAAACAAACGACCCCCCUCCUCCCCGAAUCGACGCAAAUUUCUCCUUACCCUCCCUCGCUUCCUCGGCGAUCUAACAACAACAACAACAUCAAUAAAAGACUAAACGCGCAGCGCGGGAGAAAGUCAUGCCGGCCAUCACUACGAAGGCGGUGAGCGCGGCGGCGGCAGCAGCAGCCGGGGCGGCCUCGGGCGCCGCCGCCGCCACCGCUGUCGAGACGGCGUGGUCCGAGCCGCUACGCCAGGCGCUGCUCGUGCUCGAGAAGAAGGCGAGGAACCUCGAGAAGAGAAAGUCCAAGUUGGAUGAUUACAAAGCCAAGCUUAACGAUGGACAUGCUCUCAACCAAGACCAGCAGGAAGCCGUUGCUAAGUAUAUGGAGGUCGUCAGCAGCCUGGAAUUUGCCCGAGACCUACUGAAGACCUUUGCUUCACUCAACCAAGAUGUGCAGAAGGUGCAGAAGAAGGCGGCGCGGCGUGAGCACCUGCUGCGCGAAGAGGCCGAGCAGAAGCGCUUGCGGCUCGUGCUGGAGGUGCAGUACAUCCUCGACAGCCUAGGCGACGGGGAGGCAGCACGCCUCGACUUCUUGGCCGGCCAGAACGGUGCCGCUCUGCUCUUGACCCAGGAAAUGGCCUACCUGGACGACCUCUACAAGCUCGUCAACCCUGAGCGAGUGGAGACCACCAGCUUUGAAACCCAGAUGGAGCAAGCAUCGCAGCACUUAUGGGAUCUGGUGGAAGGGAAGGAUAAACCAGUUGCAGGAACUACUUACAAAAUCAUAAAGGAGGUCAUCGAUCGGGUCCGUGAAUGUAGCUACUUCGAUAACAUCCACACGCCACAGAAUGGGCUUCAGGAGGCACCAUCAGAGGAACAAGACCUUGCAAGUUCUCCCGAAUCAGAAAAAGAGGAGAAAGAAAUUCCACUUCCACCUGAGCCUCAGCCGCAGCCACAGCUGCAGCAGUUGCAGCAGCAAGUCCCAGAAAUUGAACCUGAACCCAUUGAGGAAUUUGAAAAUGUGUGUGAAGUCCAGCCACGUGAGUUUGUCAAUACACAUUUCCUGGCAGCAGCAACCAAGACAGACUUCAUCCCCAAACAGACGGAAGAGAUUCCUUCGUGGAAUUCCGAGCCUGUUGAGCAGCGGCCCAUGCCUGUGACGGAACCCUCACCGGUCGUAGAGGCCCAGGUGGUCCCCCCCGCUCCAGCUCCUGCCCCUCAAGACCCCGUGCUCCGCCAGCAGCACGUCCAGGACCUUAUGGCUCGCAUUCAGGGAACCUUUGAUUUCAUGCAGGAUUCCCUGCUGGAUUACGAGCCUCCUGUGGACCCUGCAAUUGUGGCGGCUCAGCCCAUGGCUCCUGUGGAGCUGCUGGAGGGGUCUACCAUGGCAUCUGCAGUCGAUAACAGAGUGAAUCAGUCUGACAUUCCCCAACAGUCUUCUAAUCAAAUGCCCCUCCUAUCCGCAGCACAACUCCUUCCUGCCCCCUCUUCCCUUCUGCAGUCUAACCCUGUCCCUAGCUUAGCUGUGCUGGCCACAGAUGCUGGUGCCACUGAGCAGCUGGGACAGAUUCCCAUGGUUUGUACAGCAGUGAGUGAUGCGUACGUUCCCGCACAGCCGCUCUACCAGAGCGCACCACACAUCCCCGACGCCCUGCCACAGCAGCCCACCAUCGACCCGACACAGUGCUUGCCUCUCGCUUCCGAGCAGAUCCCAGUGGCUGGAAAGCCGUUGAGCAGUGGUGGAAUUAACGUCAAUGCUGCACCCUUCCAAUCGAUGCAGACGGUUUUUAAUGUGAACGCCCCACUGCCGCCUGAGACGGAAGUGAUCAAGCAGCAGCUGCCACCCUCGCAGCCCCCAUACAGCACCGCCAGCUACAGCACGCAGCCCCAGACCCACCAGCUGUCCCAGCCAGGAGCCCUGGCACAGCUGACAUUGGAGACAGAUGCCUUCCAAACUGUGGUGAGUAGCAGCUACCAGGCGCCCCAGGAGACCCUCUCGACGUCGGCCGGCCAGCCCCAGGGAGGCGUGGGUGGGGGGGGCGGCUUCUCGAGGCAGGCGCAGACCUUCUACAACAGCCGAGGGAUGCCCAGGGGCACCGCGCGGGGCAUGCGCAGCAGCACCAACGGGUACCGAGCGUCCAACAACUAUCGGGGCGCCCGCGGAGGCCCCUUCAACGGUGCUAAUUACGAAGGAUUCCACGUUGGCUAUCCAGGAUCGGCAAACAAUUACGGACAAAACUCCUUCGCCCCUCGCAACUACAGCAUGGGCUUCCACCAGCAGGAGGGAGGCUACCAGACGGGCUACAAGCGUGGUGGCACGGGACCAGCAGGGCCUCGUGGUGCGCCUAGGGGCGGAGGCCGUGGCACUUCUCCUCUCAUGAAGUCGCGCUUUAAGAGUCCCAUGACCGGCUCGAUGACAGCUCAGUCCGUCGAGUAGAUGCUCAUCCCAUGCAGCCCCCACCCCGUGUGACCCAGCUUUCCCGGACCCUCUCCCCUUCCUCCCCCCAGGUUUAGAGCCCACUUAGACUUUUAUUUCCAUGCCAUUGCUCGGUUUCCGUAACGCGGAAAAGUAGAAACCUCCUUAGGUAACCAUUAUAACAGCUAAGUGUUUGUUACUGUUUAAGCCAAGAAGCAAGGACCUUUUUUCUUCGAACGCUUGAUGAGAAAAUGAAUAUGAACGAGCAGGACUGCUUAUUAUGGAUCAGCCACUCCUAGUUUUAAGUAAAGCAAAAGUGACGAACAUUGAAGUUGAUAAGGAAACCACUGUUUUAAAAAAUACAUAUAAAAAACGAAAAAAAAUGAAAAAAAAUUGCAAGGUUUAAAGUGAACGCAUUUUAUGGUCUUGGAAAAGAGUCUUCCUUAGCUUUGUUCACCACCCCCUUCUAAAAUUUUUAAUAUCUGAGCACAGUCAGCUUGUGCAUGAUGUCCAAAAGCGGGCCACCCUUUGUAACGCACUAUUCUCCACAGUAACUAUUCCCGACUGUUGCGCUGUUUAUUCACCAUUAAAAGUUCACUGAAACGUAAA